Molecule: messenger RNA, 3351 nt
Organism: Pangasianodon hypophthalmus (striped catfish)
Lineage: Eukaryota; Metazoa; Chordata; Actinopteri; Siluriformes; Pangasiidae
Gene: kctd5b
Product: potassium channel tetramerization domain containing 5b
Exons: 7
Coding region: 422-1183 (253 amino acids)
Biological process (GO): proteasome-mediated ubiquitin-dependent protein catabolic process; protein homooligomerization
Cellular component (GO): cytoplasm; Cul3-RING ubiquitin ligase complex
Molecular function (GO): cullin family protein binding
Source: RefSeq, a predicted model, not a curated record
CCCCCUGUGACGUCAGCAUGACGCACCCACUAACUUCUCCCAUGAAUAACAAUAAUAACAUUAGCAACCAACAGAUCAGCACCAGAAUUGCUAAUCACAUCACAGAUAUUUCAGAGUGGACUUCUCCUUUAACAGAGCGCUCUCUAGUGAGGGAUUGUGUCCGAUCUGGCAACACCUUACUUCCAGCAGAUAAACUGUGUGUGUUUGUGUUUUCACUCGCUUGUAGUGUGGAGAUCUGCGCGCGAGCCUCAGCAGCCAUGCAGUCAUCUUAAACACUGUAACUUGCACUUUUACACAGUUUUAGUACAAGAGCUUCUGAGCACUGCAAGGGGAGUUCUUCCUAAACUCAUGUAAUAUAGAUCGGAUCAGAUCGGACGGGGGGGUGACACUGAGACAGACAGACAGCGAGACAGACAGACAGAUGGAGGCGCGCGAGCGCGACACCGCCGCGGCUGCGGGUCCGGGUCAGUCCGCGUGCAGGCUCACCGGCUCGUCCCGGUGGGUCCGGCUCAACGUGGGGGGCACUUACUUUCUCACAACCACGCAGACUCUGUGCCGGGAGCCCAAGUCUUUCCUGUACCGCCUGUGCCAGGAGGAUCCCGAGCUCCACUCUGACAAGGAUGAGGUGGGUGCAUAUUUGAUCGACAGAGAUCCAGUGUACUUUGGGCCCGUGCUGAACUACCUGAGACAUGGCAAACUGGUCCUCAACAAAAAUCUGACAGAGGAAGGAGCUCUUGAAGAGGCGGAGUUCUACAACAUCACAUCACUAAUUAAACUUAUCAAGGACAGGAUCAGAGAACGAGAUGCCAAAACCCUACAUACUCCAAUGAAGCAUGUGUACAGGGUGUUGCAGUGUCAGGAGGAGGAACUCACUCAGAUGGUCUCCACCAUGUCAGAUGGAUGGAAGUUUGAGCAGCUUGUCAGUGUAGGCUAUGGGCGGACACAGAAGUCUGAGUUUCUCCUGAUUGUGUCUCGCGAGGUCAAGGGGGAGGAGUCGUGUCAAACUCACCCUGCCCACUGCGGAGAGCUGGUAAGCAUCGGCUCCUCCUAUAACUACGGCAGCGAAGACCAGGCUGAGUUCCUAUGCGUUGUUUCCAAGGAGCUUCAAAACCAGUCAUCCGGUAACAACAGCCAGCCGAGUGAGAAAGCCAAGAUACUCCAGGAGCGAGGCUCUCGGAUAUGAGGCUCUCGGAUAAAACACCUAUGUUCAGAAACAUAUAUACGAGUUUUAUUUACUGAAAUGUUUUCUUGGAAAUGAUCAAAAGUAUCAAAAGAAAGAGGAAGUGGGAGUUGAGGUAAAUAUGAAAACGAAGGUAACUGUUGCUGAAUUGUUUGACUCCUAAAAAUUACUCGGUACUAAAUGAAGCUUGAAAUCAACGUUAUUCAUCAUUUUGCAUCUAAUUGCAUUAUUUACGUAAGAAACAAAACACUUGGGGUGUGCUGUGAUAGGAAAAUAAUCAAUAACAUUAAGUGAAAGUUGAUUAUUUUUCAUAACGAAAUGUUUUAUUCCUUUUGCACCACUGCAAUCUGUUGUCAAAGAUCAACAUACUGUACAUUUUAUCCAUUCAAAUUGGUAAUUUAAUGUGACGCUUGCUGACGUCGUGAUCAUUUCCGCUCUAAGAAAUUUCAGUAAAUGAAACAUCAUUUAGCAUGACCACAAAUACUCACGUCAAACACAUAGAUUACGCAUGAGGUAACACCCCCUGAUCACACAAGCCCUGUAAAUGACUCUGUAUGUCUCAUAUUUAUUCAACAUUCAAGGUCUUGCCCAGUGAUUCUGACCUUAACAUGUUUAUUUUAGAAUCAUUUUGUCAUUCAGUAUUUGUUUUAUUAGAGCCAUAGAACUUAUUGUUCCUGAACUUUCCAUCGAUAGAAUGCAUUUAGGUCUGAGCUGACUUUGGUGCUUGGACCCCUAAAUAUAAUCAUGUGGGUGUGAGUUCCACCACUAUAACUACAUUAAAAAAAAAGAAAGAAAAGAAAAAACGCACAGACCCCGUAGUUAUGCUUCACGCACCCCACUUUGAGAACCACUGUAUUAAAGAACAACACAUCAUCUGUCUGGAAGACUUUCCCCAUUACUGCUUAAACUGACAGCUUUACUUCUCACAUGUUACAGUGCCAUGUUCAAUAAAUGAGCAAGCUGUUCCACAUUGACACUAAGGAUGCUGAAGCACUGUACAAGACCUUGUACAACAUUUAGUUUUAAUGUAAUGUUAAGAAACGCUUUGGUGAAAAAGCUCAUUGAAAGUUUUCCACUUACCUUGAUUAGCUGAGACAUGCUAGGCUUGCGAUGUCUGUAUCACUCAAAACCUUCUCCAUGAAAAUACACUUACACGUGUCAUAAAAAUAGCGUGACUUGAAGUUGCUUAUCUGUAAAAAUGAACAAAAAUGGACUGUGUAGCUAAACACUGUGACUCUACAGUGUUCUUUAGGAGAACGUGGGUGAUUUAUAUCUCAGGGAAAGAGCAAACAGUCGUGUAGUCUAAUCUAAUUGAUUAUAAUUUGCGUUGCAAAAUAUUAUUAUUGACUAACAUGCUAAACUCUUUGCAGAGUUACUGUUACCACUCCGAAAUUUAGUAUUGUCCAAUAACAGCACAUUCUGGCAGCACUUUAUUCCUCUUACACCACACUAAUUUGCUGACAUUAACAGUUUUUUUAAAUGGAUUAAAGAACAAUAAGUCCUGCUUUUUUUUCGAUUUUUUGUUAUGUUUAAUGUUGUGGAAUGUCCAAAAAAAAAAAAAAGUUGGUUCCUGUUGUCAAUUACGUUCUAGCAGCUAUAACCAGUCAUUCCCUCAUUGGCCUUUCUUUCUCCUCUCUCUUGAAGUUAAUAAGACAAAAAAAAAAAUAAUGCAGCUAGUCAUGUUACCAAAAAACCGCAAAGCUCUUCGUCCUGAAGAUGGAAAACUAUGACUGUCACAAUGCUCUGAUACUGGAGACUCCUUCUAUAAGAAAGAUUGAAAGAAUCUCUGCAACAAAGAACAAAAAACAAGCAAAAAUUUGCAAAGUAUCUCUGCUGUUUGUGGAUCUAAUAAUUAAACAAAAUUUCUAAAGGCUCUGUGUUUUUGGGGGUGUACAUAUUUGCGUUUGUUUUAGGAUAUCCGCUUGUUACUGUCUAGAAUCAUCUUAUAUUAUAUACUUUAUUUAAUAAACAUAACCUAAUACAGUAUACGUGGGUCUGCUGAAGAUUUAUUUUACACGUGAUAAAUGAUGCACUUCAGGUCUGCUGAGUCUCGUGUGUAAAUCAUGCAAUACACAUAUUUAUAUACUUAUAAUUAUUUAUCUAUGAACUGUCACUUCUUUAUUCACUUUAGGUAUACAGACUGUUAUGCUAAUAAAUGCAUUUUAACAAAA